Terrapene triunguis (Three-toed box turtle) is the source of this 2249-nucleotide messenger RNA. It is a transcript of the gene PEX7, whose product is annotated as peroxisomal biogenesis factor 7. Gene Ontology annotation, molecular function: protein binding. Gene Ontology annotation, biological process: protein import into peroxisome matrix. The transcript is spliced from 8 exons. Bases 86 to 796 code for a protein of 236 amino acids. Gene Ontology annotation, cellular component: cytosol; peroxisomal matrix. NCBI's taxonomy places the organism in Eukaryota, Metazoa, Chordata, Testudines, Emydidae. The record is from RefSeq and is a predicted model, not a curated record.
UUCCGAGCGGCCCCACGUGUGCGCGCGGUGGGGCUAGAGCGAGGGGGACUCGCUUCGCCCAGCCGGGGCACCCGGCUCCGCGGCCAUGAGCGGGGCCGAGGGGGGCGCUCGGCGCUCCCAGGCCUUCCGGCUGCCGGGGCGACACGGCUACGCGGUGGAGUUCUCGCCCUACCUGCCCGGGCGCCUGGCCUGCGCCGCCGCGCAGUACUACGGCAUCGCCGGUUGUGGAACUUUGGCAGUGCUGGAACAAAAUGAAGCUGGGAUUUGUCUUUUCAGGAGUUUUGACUGGAACGAUGGCCUGUUUGAUGUGACAUGGAGUGAGAACAAUGAACAUGUGCUGGUGACUUCUAGUGGGGAUGGAUCUCUGCAGAUCUGGGACACUGCUAACCCCACAGGUCCACUGCAAGUCUAUAAAGAGCACACUCAGGAGGGUGUCCUGACAAGACUGGGCCAAGAGAGGCACCCAGAUGACUCUGCCACCUCUACUGGCUCCAUAAUGAGGUUGCAAGUGAAAACAUCAGAGACAGAAACUGCAUUUUCGGUCUUUACUAUUCUUUUCUCUCCUCUUUGUUUUUCACCAUUUCAUGCAACUUUAUUGGCCUCCUGCUCCUAUGAUUUUACUGUGAGAUUCUGGGAUUUUUCCAAGCCUAACCCCUUGCUGGAGACUGUGGAGCAUCAUACAGAGUUUACAUGUGGACUAGAUUUAAGCCUUCACAACCAUGGUCAGGUGGCAGACUGCGCUUGGGAUGAAUUAGUGAAGAUCUAUACCCCAUCAUGUCUGGCAGCUCCUGUGUAGCUCCCCACUUUGCUCAGUGAAGAAAGAGAGCUGACUUGGCGGGAAGCUUUCUCUGCUCCCAAGAAACUAAACUCAUACUAGAUGUGUUGAUAAUGUGGCUUUAAUCCUCAUGUCUCUUUUUAAAUACGAUUUGUAGUUUUAACGGAAGAUGUUAUGCAUUUGAAGAUACAUUUUCAGUGCAAAUGUGGGGACCCGUAUUAAGGAUGGUUCAACUGUACACACAGUGCUUAAGGCAGCAAAAUAAUGCCUAGGUGAUCAAAGGCUGGCAGGGGCAGACAUUUUGCUGGGGGCAGUGCCAGCCAGGUUUGUCUUUGGGGGGUUACAUGGGUAAACGUCUUGACAGUGGGAGAUGUGAAUCAGAUUUCCUAAUCCUGAUAAAGAAUAAAGACAAAUGGCAAUUUAUUUUGAGAUACUGGCGCUAUUUUAAAAAAAAGAGGGGAGGCGUAUUUACUGUAAAAUAAUGCAGCAUCAACUUGAGGCUUGUGUCACUCAGUUGAUUUGAUAUUGAUACGUUUUGCUCCAAAUUCGUGUCGCAUUAUUUUCUUGUGUAAUAUGAUGAAUGCUGUUGAUAGACCGUUAAUGUCACACUAUAACGAGCUGCUUCCUUUGACCUUUUUGUUCACUGUUUCAUGAUGGCAGAAAAGAUUAUUUCCAUUUAGUCUUUUUAUUCCCCAUAGGUUUUCAGAUAAAAAGCUUGAUGGAGGGUCAUACCAAAAGAAAUUCUGUUUUAGAUUAUGCUCAGAGAUCACAAAAUAGAGACACAUUGUGAUGGGAAAUCCUCAAAAGAAUUAGGCAUUCUUUUUUUUAAUGCUUAUCCAAACUUCUUUGCGGCUCUCACACAGACAUUGUAAUAAUCCUCAUCUGCGUCAGACCCCUUUACCUUCAGAGACUCCUUCGCAGGGCCCAGCACUUUCAGCAGCCUCUUCGCAGUGCCCUAACUACUACUGAACUCAAAUGUUGUAUGCUCCCAGGUAGUGUAUCCCAGAGUUGGUGAGAUUUGCAUUAAGCCAUGGCCAAAUGUCUGAGGGUGCCCAAUCUGCUGGAGCAUUUGAAGAUACAGGGUGGGGAGAGAGCAUUCAGAGAUGAGGAACUGGAUCUUAUUUCAGAGUUACAGGUAAAGGAGGAAUGUGUCCUAUUUUAGAGAUCGGAACCAGGGGCUACUGGACAGCCAUGCACAGAUAGCUGUGCCUAGAUUAGGAGGCAGGGUGAAAUAUUAAAUUCUUUUCCACUUCUGAGAUGUUUGGAUUCUGCAUCAUUCUUAUUUUUCUAAAAUCAGGUGAUCUGUUCCUGCAUAUCAAGCCCUGUAGCUGAAUUAGAAACAAAAGUUUUGAUUGUGCAGUGUUAUAAAAUAUGACACAGAUUUUAAAAUCAUGAUGCCUUUUCAUUUUAGGUGCUAAGAAAUGAGACAACCAUAAAGCUAUGCUGCUUAUAGCUUUUACUAGUACCAUGGGCC